Messenger RNA from Daphnia magna, 1729 nucleotides. Its product is annotated as annexin A4. The record is from RefSeq and is a predicted model, not a curated record. NCBI's taxonomy places the organism in Eukaryota, Metazoa, Arthropoda, Branchiopoda, Diplostraca, Daphniidae. Bases 423 to 1388 code for a protein of 321 amino acids. Gene Ontology annotation, molecular function: calcium-dependent phospholipid binding; calcium ion binding. The transcript is spliced from 12 exons. Gene Ontology annotation, cellular component: cytoplasm.
GUGGUUUCCAGUUGCCUGGUGAGCACCUCCUUUACGGUUUGGUGCUCUUCGUGUCAAGAUCAGUCCGUCCAGAUUCCUUAAUAAUAUGGUUUCGUUCGUAGUAAACAGACGUGCAUUUCGUUUACUUUUGGAAGACAUCAAACUAUUUAACUAAUCUGCGAAUGUCGGUGUCCUGGUUUGGCGACAACGAAACUGUCAAGGCGAUUGCCAGUGAUCGUCCGCAUGGGAUAUGUUCAAAAAGGUGUUAGAGCCAAAUUCUUUGCAAAUAUCCGGCUGUGAUUAGGACCUUGCUCUCUGCCGGAUUGAGCAAUUAUUUGGAGGGAAUUAUUUUCAACUUCUUACUAACUUCGAAGGAAUUUCCAUCUGUGCUGCCUGCCCCCCAUUUCGACCCCCAAUAUGACGUUAGAGAAUUACGAGCUGCCAUGAGAGGCUUUGGCACAGAUGAACAAGCCCUCAUUGACAUUCUUUGCCAACGAUCCAAUGACCAGCGUCAGUCGAUUAUGGAACACUAUGGCCGCAUUGUUGCUCGGCCCUUAAUUGCUGAUCUCAAAAGCGAACUGAGCGGAAAUUUCAAGAAUGUUAUCAUCGGCCUGAUGUUUCCGACGAAUCACUACUGCGCCAAACAAUUGCACAAAGCCAUGAAAGGCAUUGUUAGAAUCAAGGAGGAUGUUUUGGUAGAAAUCCUCUGCUCCCGAUCUUAUGAAGAAAUAGAAAAGAUUGCUGCUGCUUACCAAUCAUUGUAUGGCACCACGCUAAUAGAAGAUGUCAGAAAAGGAACUUCUGGAACAUUUCGACAAUUGCUCAUCAUGACUCUCCAGAAAAUGACGGACCAGAGUAAUGGCUAUGGCGAUUGGGCUUACGAUCCAGUUAAGGCAAAAGACCAGGCCAAAAUUCUCUACAAAGCUGGUGAGCGAAAAAUAGAAACAGAUGUAAAUGUUUUUCUCGACAUUUUCGGUUUUGCCGUUCAACGCCGUCGACAAGUUACCAUAAUUUUCCACGAAUACGAAAAGAUUUCAGGGAAAACUAUAGAACACCUAAUGAAAUCAAAAGUAUCUGGUGCAGUAUUAAAUGGUCUACUAACAACAGUGAAAACAAUCCGCAAUCGACCAGCUUAUUUUGCCGAACGGUUGAAAAUUGCCAUAAGUGGUUGGGGAACAGAUAAUGAUACAUUAAUUCGCAUCAUUCUUAGUCGCUGUGAAAUUGAUUUAACCAACAUUAUGUACGAGUACAAACGCAUGUAUGGCAAAUCUCUGUUUGAUGCCGUAAAAGAAGAUACUUCUGGUUAUUACCGACGCAGUCUUCUCACUCUCCUUGGAAUUGAGCCACUGGUUCGAUUGAGUUCAUCUUUCUGUUCUUCGUGUACUGUUUCUUGCGGAAUUACGCCUUAAAAAAACACUAGUCCUCAUUGCUCUGUGGCACCAUUCAUCAAUUGGAAGGAAGAAGAAAUUUUAAACAAAUAAUAAUCGCUACUAAACCCUCAUAAUGCUGGUCCAUUGGACAACUCAAUGAGAAUCCAGUUAGGAGUUCUCUCAGGAGUCCCACAUGUUUUCGCUCCGUAAAUGUGAAUCCUUGCCACUCACAGUACGUUAUUAUUCCGUAAUUUAUUGAAUCACUGCGUUAAAAUAAGCUGUGGACACAUUGCUAAGUUUAAAGUGAAUCAGAUAAAUACUAAAGUGUAUCUUAAAGAAAAUUCACCUCCUAUGUGAGAAAAGAGUUCAAUUUAAAAGAA